Molecule: messenger RNA, 1746 nt
Organism: Planococcus citri (citrus mealybug)
Lineage: Eukaryota; Metazoa; Arthropoda; Insecta; Hemiptera; Pseudococcidae
Product: sialin-like
Exons: 9
Coding region: 108-1679 (523 amino acids)
Biological process (GO): transmembrane transport; monoatomic anion transport
Cellular component (GO): membrane
Molecular function (GO): transmembrane transporter activity
Source: RefSeq, a predicted model, not a curated record
ACCCACAAAUACAUACCUUUAGGUACCUAUACUCAUAGAAAAAGAAUCCGCGUACAACAAUUUCAAUCGCGAAGUAAUCUUCGAUCCAGUACCACAAAAGUAUAAGUAUGGAAGCAGAUGACAAAGAAGACAAAUACCAUCGGUAUCGGUAUCGAGAUCCCAGCGCACCCAGAAACGAACAAAAUGCACCCAGCAUAUGGUUUUCCAAACGGUUCAACAUAACAGUUUUAUUAUUUAUGGGAUACCUUAUGCAUGGAAUAAUAUUUCAAGUGACCGGAAUUUCGCUCGCUGAUAUGACCACCGAUCGAGUCAUCGUCAACCAGACAAAUAACAUGACCAUAAUCAAGCCAUCAGAUUUUCAAUGGGACUUGAAAACGGAAGAGAUAAUUUUGAGCAUGUUUUGGAUCGGUUUCCUAUUCUCCAUAUGUGGUGGGUUUGUAGCACAGAAAUAUGGAGGUGCUAGAACCCUAGGAAUAUCAAUGAUGCUAACAGGAAUAAUUUUGGCAAUGAAUCCAAUAUGUGCACGAAUACACUGCUAUCUUUUCGCGUUAUUUCAAAUAGUGACAGGUAUCUUACAAGGGUUAUUUUUAGUCAGCACUGCAGAAAUAUUUGCGCACUGGAUGCCGAUGAGAGAAAGAACUGUGCUGAUGUCUUUCGCCAUUAAUGGAAUUUACGUAGCAGCCGUGGUUAUGCAUCGUUUUUUCAGCAGUUUGGCUUAUAAUUGGCAAUGGACGAUGAAUUUUUACGUUUCAGGAAUCGUGUGUUUUGUAUGGUCAAUCAUUUGGCUAAACUACGUUGAAAAUGAACCCAUGAAGGAUAAACGAAUUUCCGAGAAAGAAUUUGAAUACAUUUGGCAAGAACCUGAAACUUUAUUGAGAAAACGACAGUAUAUUCUACCAUAUAUGGACAUUCUCUUAUCGCCGUCAUGUUGGGCACUCUUUUUUUGUGAAUUUGCCUUCGGCUGGGCAUCCGUUUACACGCUGACGUAUCUACCCCUGAAUUACAUAAAAGAUGUGACGAACGAGCAGACUACCUUGGAAAUAAAUGGAGUGUAUUUCAUUUUGCUAAUUCUGGAUAUCGUUAGCAUUUUUACAGUUCCCAUCACCGGAAUACUAAUCAACUUUUGGCUAAACAGCGAUGAUCGCAUUUCUUUUAGAACCGAGCUUCACAUUAUCUCUGUUAUGUAUAUAGUUGUUGGAUUCUCGUUCGUAGCUCUCGCUUUACUUAUCACAGUCACCACUCAUUUCUCACCGCCUGUGAGCUAUUUGCUAGCUAUCAAACCCUUACUGCCGUAUUGCCAAAUCAUUUUACAAAUGAUUCCUGUGCACAUGGCUCCCAAUCAUUCGAGCCUGUUAUCAGGAUUCGCUGUAUUUUGGCAAACUGUAGGCAUCUUAUGCGCCCAAACCUUCAUAAAACGAACAGUACAAGACCACAGAUUAGAAGAUUGGUACAUUUGUUUUCAAUUAUCAGCAGCAAUUUUGGCAUCGAGCGCUCUCAUAUUCAUGUGUUUUGGAUCUAGCAAACCACAACCAUGGUCAAGCAUCCCCCGAUCUCCUGAUAAACGUGAAAUUCAUCGUGAAGAAUCUAAAGAAUUAGUCGUGUUAUCGAAGAAAACAAACCUUUCUACAACUGAAUCUAGUAAUAAAAAAUAUGAAGAAGAAUUAACCGAACUUUCUUGACAGAAAUUCUUGUUCACUUUUUUUUUUUUGAUCUGUCAGCAUUAGAAAAAUAAAUCAGUUUUUUAUA